UUUAACUGUACUGUAUCAGUGAGUUGAAAAGCUUUGAAAACGAGCUCCUAAGCCCUAAGAAACCUCAAAUGUACUAUGGAACGCAAUUAAAAAGUUUUCAAGAUGGAGUUCCACUCAACUUUUUAGGUCUCUUCUAAAAACAUGGAGACUUGAACAGCUUCGCCAAAGGUCUGGAUAUGGUUAUGGAAAAACCAGGAGUGCCUUCUGUUUUCCACUGGUUCUUAAGUUUGGUCUCAAUCAAUCUCACUUCCGCUAGUACAUAUAUUGUCUUAUGGUGAUUUUAUACGCAACCCACAUCAGUAGGUGCCGGAGUGCACAAGAUACUAAGGAAACUAGAGUUAUAGGAACUAAAAAGAUCCUCGCCUACAGACACCCAAAACUUGGAAAUAUACUUACUAGCCAAUUUAAAGAUAGAUAUUUAAAGAUAGUGUAAGACUAUAGGAUAUGCUUUAUAGCAAUAUAUUAGGUGUAGGUACCAAUUGGCUUGACUGUAUAGAGACUCAGGACUAUAGUUAACUAGUGUAAUAUUAUGAGACUAUUAUAAACCGAUGCUAAAGAGUCUAUCUGUAGAGACAAGUAGGUAUUGGAAGCAAAUAGUUUAGCCUUUUGGUAAAGCGUAAAGCAAAGGGUAAAAACCCUUUAGAAUUCAGAUUUACAUUUACAAAAUAAGCCUACGGGGCCCUGUUACACCAACUUCACGUUCGAGCUAAGAUUUCCAUUGUUCCACUGGCUCUACCUUUGGAAAUAAUCUCCCAGCAGAGCUUCCUAAGUUAGUGAGUGAACUUUGACUGUUUAUCCUCGUGUUUAUCACAUACACCAUAACCAAUAAGGGUUAAGUAAUCAGUAAAUAAUUGGGAGUAAAUCUUAUCAAUAGUAAUUACCUAACGAGGUAAUUAAUACCAACCAGCUGAAGAUAUACGAAUGUGUACUUCACCAAAUUGCUGAAUACAUGAUCUAACCUUCAACAUGGGUAAUCCGGGCCUUCCCUUAGAUUUGAGCUGCGUAAAUAAUGUUCACAUAAAUCUAUCCGCCAUCCAAAGCAAAGCGGCCGAUUUACAAAAUUCUCGCCCACUUAAAGACGAACAUCGAGCAGCAUGGCUUCUAAAGGCAGUAACGUGUAUAGAUCUAACAACUUUAAGCGGUGACGACACAGCUAGUAACGUGUCUCGACUUUGCCUCACGGCCUUUCGUCCAUUACCCGAAACUUUGUUAAACACUUUAGGAUUUGAAUACAGUGAAAAAUGCCCUAUACAUACGGCAGCAGUCUGUGUGUACCCGGCAAAAGUUCCAUGUGCCGUGAAUACCAUAAGGAAAUUCGGGAAAUCGUGUAACAUUAAAGUAGCAUCUGUUGCGACAGGUUUUCCUAGCGGUCAGAUGGCAUUUCACACACGAUUAGAGGAAAUUAAGGACGCGGUCAAAAUGGGGGCCACUGAAAUCGAUAUUGUGAUUGACCGCAGCUUGGUUUUAACCGGUCAGUGGGAGGCUUUGUACUGUGAGUUGAAGGAAAUGAAAAGUGCAUGCGGAUCAAAGGCACACAUGAAGUCUAUUUUAGCAACGGGUGAAUUGGACAAUCUCACAAAUGUGUACAAAGCAUCAAUGAUUGCUAUGAUGGCCGGAUCUGACUUUAUUAAAACAUCAACAGGUAAAGAAGCACUGAAUGCAACCAUUCCAUUCGGUAUUGUCAUGUGUCGAGCAAUCAAAGACUAUCACAUGAGGACAGGUCAUAAAGUGGGCUUGAAACCUGCAGGUGGCAUUAAGACCAGUAAAGAUGCACUCGCCUGGCUGGUGAUGGUUAAAGAAAUCUUGGGAGACUCCUGGCUAACCCCUGAGCUAUUUCGUAUUGGAGCAUCCGGUUUACUUACAGAUAUUGAGCAAGACUUGCAACAGUAUGUUAUGGCAUAAAUGCAGGAAUCUUGAGACUCCGUUGUGAUUGGAAAAUCUACAAAAUGCCCAAAUUUUUCAAUUUCUCUUGUAUAAGGAUUAUUGCAAGUCUUUUAAAUUAUCAAUUUCUUGAAGCGUAGAUACUGUUCGCUCUGGGUCGUGCAAUCGAAGACAUGUAGUUCUCAACGGAUGAGAAACGUUAGCAUUGAAUUCAGACAACACAAAUUGAAAAGGGAAAUGCUUUGUAACCAAAACAGGAGGACACCGUGGAGAACUCG
Molecule: messenger RNA, 2159 nt
Organism: Photinus pyralis (common eastern firefly)
Lineage: Eukaryota; Metazoa; Arthropoda; Insecta; Coleoptera; Lampyridae
Product: deoxyribose-phosphate aldolase
Exons: 7
Coding region: 967-1902 (311 amino acids)
Biological process (GO): deoxyribonucleotide catabolic process; carbohydrate catabolic process
Cellular component (GO): cytoplasm
Molecular function (GO): deoxyribose-phosphate aldolase activity
Source: RefSeq, a predicted model, not a curated record